Molecule: messenger RNA, 3095 nt
Organism: Leptidea sinapis
Lineage: Eukaryota; Metazoa; Arthropoda; Insecta; Lepidoptera; Pieridae
Gene: Ldh
Product: L-lactate dehydrogenase
Exons: 7
Coding region: 143-1177 (344 amino acids)
Biological process (GO): carboxylic acid metabolic process
Cellular component (GO): cytoplasm
Molecular function (GO): L-lactate dehydrogenase (NAD+) activity
Source: RefSeq, a predicted model, not a curated record
UCACAAGUCACACUCAUUCACAAAUGACAGUCAGUGACAGUCUGCACGCUGCAGCCAUUACUUCUGAACAGUGUUCAAAGCGACUGAUGAAAAGAAUUUAAUUUAUUUUUAUUUAUAUAACAGUAAUCUAAAUUAAGAAAAGAUGCCUUCGAAUCACACCAAUGGAUUUACAGACCCCAAAAUGGCGACAGUCAUGCAGUUAUUCCAACCAGUCCAACCGAAGAUAGAAGAUACAGGGAAUAAGAUAACUGUGGUCGGGGCAGGACAAGUUGGCAUGGCGGCUGUAUUCUCCUUGCUAACUCAGGGUGUUUCAAAUAACAUUGCUAUUGUAGAUGUCAUGGAAGACAAGCUAAGAGGCGAGAUGAUGGACCUGCAGCAUGGGUCUGCGUUCUUGAGAAAUGCGAAAAUUCAGGCCAGCACAGAUUACUCGAUAUCGGCGGGUUCCAAGAUAUGUAUAGUGACGGCGGGUGUGCGGCAGCGGGAGGGGGAAUCUCGUCUCAAUCUCGUGCAGAGAAACACUGAUGUUCUGAAGAUCAUCAUUCCUCAGCUAUUAAAGUACAGUCCAGACUCCAUUUUGAUGAUUGCAAGCAACCCCGUGGACAUCCUCACCUACGUAUCAUGGAAGAUCAGCGGUCUGCCGAAGCACCGAAUCAUUGGAUCCGGCACUAACCUGGACUCGGCGCGAUUCAAAUAUCUGCUCUCGGAAAAAUUGUCAGUGGCCACCAGUUCCUGCCAUGGCUACAUCAUCGGUGAACAUGGCGAUAGCAGCGUGCCAGUAUGGUCUGGUGUGAACGUGGCCGGAGUAAGACUGAGUGACCUGAACCCUAAGAUUGGCACUGACAGCGACCCUGAGAACUGGAAGGAACUGCAUGAGAUGGUUGUUAAGAGCGCUUACGAAGUGAUCCGCCUCAAGGGAUACACCUCUUGGGCUAUCGGCCUCUCGCUCUCACAACUGUCUAGAGCUAUACUCACUAAUGCAAACACUGUGCACGCCGUUUCAACGUGUCUAAAGGGCGAGCAUGGUAUCGAAGAUGACGUGUUUUUAUCCCUGCCGUGUGUCUUGGGAUCUAAAGGAGUGUCUGACGUCAUUCGCCUACAGCUCACAGAGAACGAAGUCGGUCAACUUCGCGAGUCUGCCAAAUUAAUGGCAUCCGUUCAAGCGGGCAUCAAAAUGUAACCGUCUAAUAGAAUUCUGCAUUUUUGUAAUCCUAUCGAUGUUUUGUAAUCCUAUUGAUCUAUUGUAAUGUGGAUUCGUUUUUGGUGUGCUUGGCUUAGAUGCUUUAAUUUGUUCGUUCCUAUAUUAUUUGGAGUCAACAAGCAAAUAAAUUAUUGUAAAAGAAUCAAGCAAGUAACAGUGACAAUGAAAGCAUGAGAGGACACUUAAAUCAUUAAUUUAAACCUAAAAUCAAGUAUAGACAUUUGCAUACACUGGUGACUUGGUAAUUGCUUUAAAAAUUAGGUAUUUAACCUAACAAAUUGAAAGGUAUCAUUUGGCCGCAACAUACACAAAAUGAUAUUAUACGAAGAAUACGACAUCUGGAUUUGUCAAGAUAUUUUCUGAUAGUAAAUACAAAUAAGUCAAUUUGAGACUUUUAACAUAUAAUUAUCGUGUUUCUGGGCCAUACGGUACAUGAUGUAAGUUGAUGUUUACCUAUAUAUCUAUGAAAACAUCUUAUAAUCACUAUUUAGAAAUCACAAUACUUACGAAUGAUUUUUUGAUGAAUGAUGAAUUUACAUUUACAGACAUCAAUAAUCCUCUUCAAUAUUGAAAAUAACUACGGUGAAGGUGGAUUGAAAUGUAAUUUUAUUUACCAAUUUCAUUAACACAUUCACUGCUAACCUCAGAAAGGGAACUCAUCUCGCUCUGUUUCCCGCACCACUGUUUACGAUUUCGUAUAAUAUGUCCUCGACAGGCAUGCGUUCAAUACACGUACCGAAUAAUAUUUGUGAUCUUUUAUAAUAUUAUAGGGGUGAUCUUUGCGAGUUCAUCUAACGUCACAGGCAAUUAUUUUCUUAAAUAUAAAAAUUUUUCGUCCUUUUGUGUAUCAAUACAUAUACAUUUACAAUACAUAAAAAUAUUAAAAUAUGAUUAAAAAUUAAAAAUAUUGCCAGUUACUUUAAUUUUAAAAUUGGAAUAAGUCGUACGAAUAAGUACUACUUACUACCUAGGUAUUUAUUACGUUGCACGGUUGCAAUUUCAUUAAGAUUGGUUUUCUGAUACAUGACAAUUGAAACCAGUACCGAAUUCACGUUUAGAUUCAAUUUAAGAAAGUUAAGUCUUAAUCUAGAAAUGUUUACUUUUAAUUUAAUUAUUUUUUCGUACUACCUAAGUACCUACGUAAGAGAAACGCAUUUUAAGAUCAUUUCAAACUUAACAGAAUUGUAUUAGGUAUUUGACUAUUAUUAUUUAUUACAAGUUAUUCUUGUUCACUGUCAAUUUAGUAAGUGCAUUUGGAAUUAUUUUUUAAAUAAGGUAUUUUAUUACUGGCUGACACAUACACAUAUCAUCACAUUGUUUAUCAUUGAGUGGUAAUUAUGAUCAUAUUACAGAAUGUGUGUCAAGUGUCCCUGAUAACGAUCAUACGUUUAGUGAUAUCUAUCAAUAUUUUUUGUGUUUACUGACACAAAGACGAACGGAAGCUGACAGUCUCCGUCUCUAAUGAAUUUCUCUAAGUCUCUUCAGUCUUCUCUUACGCUUACCAUAAGGAACCGUAGAAACCCUUCAUCUUCAUUCGGUUUGUUUCGCCUCCGUUCGAUAUAGCGUGUGCACUCGGCGCAAGACCAAAGAAUAUAAUAUUAAAAUAGUACAAGGUAAGACUUACAAAUUACAAAUUAGAUACCCACAGAUCUACUAGAUAUUAGUUAUAGGUACUACAUAAGUAGGCAUAUGUUUGAUUAAUGUACUUUAAAUUCACAAAACAUUGUAACACCAUUUUUCGAAUAGUUUCAGAAAAGGAAUAAUCAAUUGAUGAUAUUAUAUAAUUUAGUUACUUACUCUUCUUAUAAGCUUUAGCUAUUAAUUAUUAUUGAAAAUUAAAUAUCUUAUCAAUUAUGUUUAAUGUCUGCAUUAUUAAUAAAGAUAUGAUUUUUAUCUA